Messenger RNA from Phytomonas sp. EM1, 3009 nucleotides. Lineage: Eukaryota; Euglenozoa; Kinetoplastea; Trypanosomatida; Trypanosomatidae. The record is from the annotation of a GenBank genome assembly.
AUGAUUGAAAUUUCCGGACUUGGUCACCUUCAUAGUCUUCUUAGGAAUAAUUCAAAGGUAUGUGUGAUUUACUUCUAUGCCACUUGGUGUGGUCCAUGUAAGUACGUAAUGCCAUCAUAUCUGAAAAUGGUGGAGUACAACGACACGGCGAAGGUGGUUUUUUGUAAAUGUGAUGUAGACCGCAACGGGGACUGCACUGCGCGGUUUAAAGUUGAUGCGAUGCCCACUUUUGUGGUUUGUGUUGGCGAGGAGACAAUAGGGAUCGUAAAAGGUGGUCAAUUGGACGCAGUCCAGCGCAACAUUGAUAUGGCCCUUGCGCAGCUGGUGGUUCACGCGUCAGAGCCGAUGCUCAGAGUGGGAAAGUGCCAUAACGAAUUCGCGGAAAAGAUGCUCUGCAUUCAGCUGGCCCAGAGUGGGGAUGACGCGAUCCUGCAGAAAGACUCCUGUGAUGAGGCGUACAGGAUGUUGAUGAAGAAUGAGCCGGACUCUCCGUCGGGGCUUAAGCUGAUUCCGUAUUUAGCAUCCACGGCGGCUUCUCCAGAAGCCUUAGAUGCGCUUUUUCGAUACAUCUCGUUGCGAGCCCCACCUGAGUGUUAUAACGUCGGACUCAUUGUAAAUCAGGUACUUCGCUAUGUUUUGGAUUUAGCACUGAACAUUACAUGGGAUGCUACUCCUAUCAUUGAGGCUCUUCAUCGAGUGGUGCAUUCCCUCAUCAAAAGCGUACAGGCGCGGGAUAUAGUGGUGCGGAGCUCGUUUUUUGACAGUGAGUUCAUUCGUACGGGAUUCGAGCUUGAACAGUCGACGAUACUUGGCGCAUUGCUGGGCAUUGGCCCGGUGUCGAGAGGGCAUGCCAUUAUGUUUCCUCAACUCAACAUGCAGAUGUGGCAACAUCUUAUAAAGUUAUUUCCUCCUCAGGAGAGCGAAAAAUACCCCCAACAGAUUUAUGAAAUCCAACAAAUCGUAGAGAGGCUUGCGAAGUGGAAUUCUCAACUGGUUCAGACCUUCUUUCGAACGAAAUGCACACGGAAUGCGACGAUGAUUUUUUUUAAUCGUGCUCUCCGUCUCAACGAGGAUUAUCAGAAGAUUAUGCACCGGAAUAGCCCACUCUCCUCUCGUUUUUUUAUGCUUCAAAUGGAGAAAGCUCUGAUCGAGGUGGCACUUCCCAUCAUCUCUAGCGCAGAGGGGGAGUCGACGACGAAUUUUAGUUCAAUUCCAGCGUCGUAUCUGCUUGAUAACCCUAACAUCCGCGAGGUGAUCAGCUUUGGUGCGGACACAGAGCGGUUGGCUCACUUCGACGAGCACGAAAACCCGCUCCCGUUGGCUUCAAGCGAUGAGGGGGGUUACAAACCAUAUGUUCAUCUUUUCUUCUAUGCCGCCCGCUCCCUGACCCUGUGCUCAGCGGUGUUCACUGAUGAGCACGAUCGGAAUGAGCGUAACGUUCAACAUCCACAGCUUUCCCAUCAGGAGCGCAUCGCUUUGACUGCGGAAAAGUGCCUCUAUGAGGGCCUCCUUGGGGGCGUGAAAUUGGGUGAAAGUCAGCUUCGCUACCUCAACGGCCUUGCUGGCUGGCUGCUGUGCGUGAUGGGUGUCGAUAGUGUCGGGCACCUUCCGGCAACUCCCCCAAUGCAAUGGAAGUACCUGCCUCAGCAGCUCGUGGACUGCGUCUUUCGUGCCUCCAAGAUGCUGAUGCUGAAUAGCCUGCUUGUCGACAACAUGAUCUCGCUUAUGCUGGUGCUGAUGGGGAAUACUCUCUACUUCACUAAACCGCACACACAUGCCCUCUUUCCCUCCUUCUUGAUAAAGCUGAUGGAGAAUCCCGAGACGCGGGCUGUGGUCGAGGGGCAUGCAUGGUUCCACGAACACAUCAUGCGCGCCUGCAUGAAUUGCUAUAUCGCGGUGGAGAAAUUGACUUACGAAAAGGUUCAGGUGCGGUAUGAGCUGUCUUACUGUCUUAAGACGUUUCUGGGCUCAGAUAACCUCUGCCAACCUCUGCGCGAUGAGUUUCAGCGUGAGGGAGCAGUCCUAGAGCGAUUUUCUCACAUGGCCGUCGCUGAGGUAAAUGAGGCAGUUGAUCAACUCAUUCACAGUCUUACUAAGAUGAACACCAUGAUGAAGAGUUCUACAGACGCAUCUGAAGAAGCUGCAAACGCACCACAUGGCUCCUUGGGCGGCAGCCACAAUGAUGCCUCUAGCCCUGAUUACAGUAGCAUUCAGAAUACGGGGGAUGAAAAUGAUGAGGCAGAGGACUCGACUGAGGAGGGCAUGACGUAUUCCCAAAUCGGCAUGAGUCUUCGAUCACAUAUCAUGCUCUUCAUGGCCUCCAUCGAUAUGUUUAUCCAGCUUUCCAUCCAAUUUCCUCGCGGCGUGACACAGAACCUGGUUGCCCAGCAGAUUGGCCAAAUGCUCGCACGCAGCCUGGUCGUCUUCGCAGGACCCAACAGUAAGAACCUAAAGAUCAAGAAUGCCGACGAGUACCAGUUUAAGCCACGCGAGAUCCUAAGUCGUCUGGUAGACUGCCUUACUCAUUUCCGCCGCAGCCGUAACUUCUUAAACUGCUUAUGCCACUGCGGGAUCCCCUUAAGUGAUCUGCAAGGUGCGAUUAAAACUAUCCUGCAGCGUCAGCUCGUCUCGGAGGACUUGAACUGGAAGUUGUCGGAGAUGUCAGCGGCGCUCGAGUCUUGCUCGAAGGAGGCGGUUGAUGAGGAGGCUCUUUGGGAUGAGGCACCGGACUUUGCUCUGGACGCGCUUCUGUCCACGCCGCUCCUUAACCCUGUCGCACUCCCAUCGGAUGUUAAAGAUUUGCAAGAUCUGUUAUUUGUCAACAAGGAAACAAUUCACCAUCACCUUCUGUCUGAGAACAAGCAUCCCUUUACAAAGGAGUAUCUAGAUGAACCGAUGGUGGAGGCCUUUAAUGCAAGACCAGCCGUCUUAGAAGCAAGAAAAGAGCUGGAGAAUAAAAUAUCGGAAUGGCUGAGAACAGCGAGAAAAGCCAGAGACUCUGCGCCCUAG